This is a messenger RNA of Piliocolobus tephrosceles (Ugandan red Colobus), 2530 nucleotides long. It is a transcript of the gene PTGES, whose product is annotated as prostaglandin E synthase. Gene Ontology annotation, cellular component: membrane. The record is from RefSeq and is a predicted model, not a curated record. Gene Ontology annotation, biological process: prostaglandin biosynthetic process. The coding region runs from base 834 to 1292 and encodes 152 amino acids. The transcript has 3 exons. Gene Ontology annotation, molecular function: prostaglandin-E synthase activity. Lineage: Eukaryota; Metazoa; Chordata; Mammalia; Primates; Cercopithecidae.
GACCUCUGGUAUUUCUUGGACCGUGAUCUCUCCUUCAUCUUCAAGGCCAGCAGGGUAGCAUCUCUCCUGUCUGACUCCUGCUCCGUCCUUUCAUCUCCUCUCUUAAUUCUGCAUCUGUUUUUAUAUCUUUUCUCUAAUUCUACUGCCUCCCUCUUGGAAGGGCCCCUCUGAUUACACUGGGCUCAUUCAGAUAAAUUAGGAUAAUCUCUCCCAUCUCAAGAUCUUUACUAAAUCCCUUGUGAAAAGUCUCUUUUGCCACAUAGUCACAGUCAUGGGUUCUAGGGAUUGGGACAUGGAUGUCUUUGGGGGUGGAGGGCAUCCUUCAGCCUGCCACAGAUGGCAAAGUCAUGUCCUUGUGGCUGCAGCUCCAGUGUCCAGGCCGAGCGUGGGGGCGCAUGGCGUGGUCCUCAUGCCCACUAUCUACCCUGACCCUGUGGAAGUGGGCAGGAAGUAGCAAUACUCACUACGUGCAGAGGUCCCGUCAGGUGCCCGGCCUCCUCAUUCCCUAGAAGGCAGGCACCACCACAUGCUCCCACACUACAGAUAAGGAAACAGCUCUGAAACAGAUUUGAAAGUGUUUGAAGGUUUGCCAGGGAAGAGGGAUCCAGAGCCAGGGACAGGGUCUGGGACACCCCGAGACUCUGUUUCUCAGAACUCCAGGGGCUGCUUAUCUUUCUCUUCACAGGAGAAGGGGACCCCGCUGCUGCGGCGGUGGGGCGGGGCGUGGGCGGCGCUGGCCGCAGAAAGGCUCUCCCCGCCCCCUUUGUGCUUUCCCCGCAGGCUGCUCCUCCGUCGAGCUGAUCACACCCACAGUUGAGCUGCGCUGGCCAGAGAUGCCUGCCCACAGCCUGGCGAUGAGCAGCCCGGCCCUCCCAGCCUUCCUGCUCUGCAGCACGCUGCUGGUCAUCAAGAUGUACGUGGUGGCCAUCAUCACUGGCCAAGUGAGGCUGCGGAAGAAGGCCUUUGCCAAUCCCGAGGAUGCCCUGAGACACGGAGGCCCCCAGUAUUGCCGGAGCGACCCCGAUGUGGAGCGCUGCCUCAGGGCCCACCGGAACGACAUGGAGACCAUUUACCCCUUCCUUUUUCUGGGCUUCGUCUACUCCUUUCUGGGUCCUAACCCUUUUGUCGCCUGGAUGCACUUCCUGGUCUUCCUCCUGGGCCGUGUGGUGCACACCGUGGCCUACCUGGGGAAGCUGCGGGCACCCAUCCGCUCCGUGACCUACACCCUGGCCCAGCUCCCCUGCGCCUCCAUGGCUCUGCAGAUCCUCUGGGAAGCGGCCCGCCACCUGUGACCAGCAGCUGACACCUCCUUGGCCACCAGACCAUGGGCCAAGAGCCGCCGCGGCUAUACCUGGGGACUUGGUGUUCCUUCCAGAUUGUAGUGGGCCCUGAGUCCUGAUUUCCAGGUGGCCUGCUGCGCAUAUGGGUCUCUGGGCCCAGUGGGCCUGUGUAUGUGCGCGUGUGUAUAUGUGUAUGUGUGUGUGUAUGUUUCUUAGCCCCUUGGAUUCCCACAUGAAGUGACUGACGGGAACCAUUUCAAGACAGAGUGUUAAGAUUGACAGAAAAUCCUUCAGCUAAAGAAACAGAACAUCAAAAACACCACUCCCUCUCCCUCCCUAACAGUGAAAAGAGAGAACGGAGACUCUAAGAUUCCCAAACCUAAUGAUCAUCUGAAUCCCAGGCUAAGAAUGCAGACUUUUCAGACUCACCCCAGAGAUUCUGGCCCAGACAAUCUAGAGGCAAGACUGGCCUGGUAUUUUUUUUUUUUUUUUUCCAAGACAGAGUCUUGCUCUGCUGCCCAGGCUGGAGUGAAGUGAUAUGAUCUGGCUUACUGCAGCCUCCACCUCCCAGGUUCAAGCGAUUCUCCUGCCUCAGCCUCCUGAGUAGCUGGGAUUACAGGCGUGUGUCACCAUACCCGGCUAAUUUUUGUAUCUUUAGUAGAGACAGGGUUUCACCAUGUUGCCCAGGAGGGUCUCAAACUCCUGGCCUCAAGUGAUCCACCCACCUCGGCCUCCCAAAGUGCUGGGAUUACAGGCAUGAGUCACUGCGCUCAGCCACCAUCUGGAGUUUUAAAAGGCUCCCAUGUGAGUCCCUGUGAUGGCCAGGCCAGGGAACCCCUGCCAGUUCUCUGUGGAAGCGAGGCUGGAGUCUUGGGUUCCUGUAUGGUGGAAGCUGGGUGAGCCGAGGACAGGACUGGCUCCUCUGCCCUGGCAGAUGCUUCCCUUGCCCUUGGCUUUGGAUGUCUUUGCUGGAGUCUUCUCUCUGGCUCAGGUGUGGGUGGGAGGGGCCCACAGGAAGCUCAGCCUUCUCCUCCCAAAGUUGGAGUGCCUCCAAAGGGCUGUGGGUGGAGGAGCAGGAACUUUAGGUGACCAGUCACUCAAAGGAACUUUCUGAUCCCUUCAGUUAUCUUCAAGGUUUGGAAACUGCAAAUGUCUCCUCGAUGUGGAAUCCUUAUGGAUGCGUGUGUGUGGUUUCUCCUAGACCUGUGACCUGAGAUAUGUGAUUUUUAGUCAUUAAAUGGAAGUGUCUG